UUGCGCAUGCGCGGUAUUCCACACGUGGGGUGAACGUUUGUACUGUAUGCGACACAGCAGAGAGACCUCGCAGAGCCACCACACACGUACUUCUACUAAGAAAACCAAUUCUUGCGUCUUGUUGCUCUUUUUCUUAGCACAGGUUAAAGACAAUAGUCCUCCGUGAAGCAUUUCGCCGAGAGGGCCGGAUUAAUAGAAAAAAAACAUUCUUCACAAUGACUGAAGCCCAAGUGAACCCGAAGGCCUACCCGCUGGCCGACGCCACGCUCUCCAAGACCAUCCUGGACCUGGUGCAGCAAGCCUCCAACUACAAGCAGCUGAGGAAGGGCGCUAAUGAAGCCACUAAAACCUUAAACAGAGGCAUCUCUGAAUUCAUCGUGAUGGCCGCCGACGCUGAACCACUGGAGAUCAUCCUCCACCUGCCGCUGCUCUGCGAGGACAAGAACGUCCCGUACGUGUUUGUCCGCUCCAAGCAGGCCCUGGGCCGGGCCUGUGGGGUGUCCCGCCCCGUCAUAGCUACCUCAGUCACGAUAAAGGAGGGCUCCCAGCUCAAACCGCAGAUUCAGUCUGUUCAAUUGGCUAUUGAGAGACUGCUUGUCUAAUAAUCUAAUUUCUCUGCACAACGUCAUGUGGAACAAAGGAAAAGACAAAUUAUGUUUGAUAUAAAGAUUGAAUUUGUAAUGCAUGACUGGAGAAUAUAGAUGUUUUUUCUUUUCUUUUUUACUUCUUAGGACAAUGUCCAGUUCAGUGUAUCAGUUUGCUAUGGCAAGACCCGAUUCACAAUAAAAGAUUUUUUUAUUUAAA
Molecule: messenger RNA, 804 nt
Organism: Pungitius pungitius (ninespine stickleback)
Lineage: Eukaryota; Metazoa; Chordata; Actinopteri; Perciformes; Gasterosteidae
Gene: snu13b
Product: SNU13 homolog, small nuclear ribonucleoprotein b (U4/U6.U5)
Exons: 3
Coding region: 216-602 (128 amino acids)
Biological process (GO): maturation of SSU-rRNA; ribosome biogenesis; maturation of LSU-rRNA
Cellular component (GO): U4/U6 x U5 tri-snRNP complex; nucleolus; box C/D methylation guide snoRNP complex
Molecular function (GO): RNA binding
Source: RefSeq, a predicted model, not a curated record